UCGUGGUGCAGAUGAUGUGCACUAACCAUGCAGACAUCUCCCGCUGUUCCCAUUUAUGAGCAGUUUUUGAUGUUUCUCCCUCUAUCUCAGCUCCCUUUUACUCUUGAGGUCCUAGAAUAAUGAGUUUGGGAUGCUUCCCAGCUGGGCAAUGUCACUUAAAGAUGUUCGAUUUACUUCCAUGGCUCCUUGCCCCUAUGACUUCUAGGACAGGUCAGUAAAUUCAGACAGACUCUAGUAUAAAUACAGACAGACCCUGGUACUAGCCUGGGAGCAGUGAGUGUAUGUGGGCCCUGUUGAGAGGCACAUGGGUGACUAGGUGGGGUGGGGGUUGUGUACAGCAUUCAUUUUAGCCCAGUUCUAGAGGGCAUUGGGAAUGUGUGUAAGGAGGGAGCACUGAGAGCUUGCUGUCCGGAAGUGACCCACUUUCAGAUAUGUUCCAGCCCACGCCUGGAAAUUCCUCUUGCCUAGCUAUGUGGGAAGCUCUAAUCUUUUCAACAGUCUUUCGGUGUGUUGAACCCAGAGAAACCUGAGCUCACUGCUAUUCUCAGCACUUCACAAAGUAAAAUAUUCUUUCAUCUGCUUCUCAGCCACCUAAACGGGCAGAUUCUCUGCAGCUGGCACUUGGUAGGAAUCAGGAACAGAAGUGUUAGACACAACCUCUGCACAGCCAACAGUCCAGUGCAGAGGUUUCCUGAUGCCGUCCUCUGGAAGCAAGUAGCUUUUUAAUCACGAUUUGGUUUUAGAGUAGUCAGAGACAUAGGUUUGGCUAGGAAUUGAAUCCCUAAAUAACGAGCUUGGGUUUUUUUCCCUCUCACUUAGCUCAUGGAUUUGCAUGGGAGAUAGUACUUCUGAAACGCAUUUGGGAAGCCUAAUUUCAGAGCUCAUUUUUCCCUAUGGCCCUAAAUCCAUUCUGCCAAAUUGAUGCAGAUGUGCCAUUGUCUGAGGCACUCAGCAGAGAUGGUUGAACAGUGUCUCCUUGUCCCUAGCCUCCUUCCUAACUCAGGUUUGACAGGAAGAGUUUAUAGAGCCCAGCGUGGUGGUACAUGCCUGUAAUCCCAGCACUCGGGAAACUGAAGCAGGAGGAUUGUUGUGAGUGUGAGACCAGCCUGAAUUACAGAGCAAGAGCCUGUUUCAAAAAAACAGAGUUUAUCUAAGAAUUGUCCCCAUUGAGCAUUUUUUGCACUCUACAAUUUGCUUGUUCUCUGACAGAGGAAGGGCUCUGGCAAGUGGAAUUUCUAGUCCCAGCACCAGGAAUGGUAUGUUGAGAAGAAUCUUGUUUGUUGCUGCUGCCUCAGGACCUACAAAAGGUGUUUAACAGCCAUGGGAUGAGGCUGUAUUAUAAGUCCCAUCUGUGUAGUUGGUAAGAGGAUCUAGUUGGCUCCUUUGGCUAGAUUGAAGGACCAGGUAAAUAGAACACUGUCUCCAGCCUUCCAAAACUCAGGCUGCUCUCGAGCUCAGAGGGAAGAAAAUCUCGUAACCCCAAGGUCUCUGCCCUUUUUUGGGUUUGCUCCUACCCUGCUCCUCUGUUCAGCCCCCGUGACUUGGAUCUAAGAGAGGACCACAAACUUUUCAGCUGUCUCAGCUUUCCCCAGACCUCAGGGCCAGAGGUUCUGCAGAUGUUCUUUCCUUUGGAAGAUCUCUUGCCAAGAACAGCAUUCCUUGAGGGGAAAGGGUUCAAGUUGAACUGUGGCUGGAAUGUUGCUUUUGUUGGUUUGUGUAAAUGUAUUGCUGGCGAGACAGCUGCUGGGACUGGGAAAGACGCUCAGAGCUUGCUGUCACAGAGAGAGUAGAGUGCUGGGUUCCAGGAUGGGGCCGCUUUUAUGACCACAGCCAGAAAUGCUGAGGCAUUCUUCCGAUGGUAUCAACUUGGCUUUCAAAUAUCUUUCAAUUCCUAAAUUUUAUUCAAAGUGGAAGUGCCUUGUGUUUCCAUGAGUCACUGUCCUUGCCAUUUGCAUGUGAAAUGUUAUUGUAUGGGCGUAUUUUAAGUUUAUUGCAUCCUUAGAAUUAAUUUCCAAGGGCUGGCUAUAUCCAGAAUUCAGAAGAAACAUCUCGCUGAAAUCAAGGCUUGUCCAAAAAAGUAAUGUAGGGGGAACAGAUGGCUCUCUGAUAGGAACCCAGUAAACACUGCUUGGCUGUGGGUGGUUUAUAUUUGGAGACCUGUGAGUCCAACAUGGAGGGCUCAUGUGACAUUUGAGAGAACUGAAAUCAGCAGGUACAGACACAGCAUCUGAAGCAUCCCUGUCAUUGGUCUGAACCAGUACAAGCAAGAGCUGUUUUUGAGAAGCUUGAAAAAGCCAUCAGGAGACAUACCAGCCACUGGAAGAGUUUACUGAGCACCUGUUCUGCCCUUCUCUGGUCUGCUCUGUUCCAGAGGUUGGAGGAAACUGAUAACCUGCCAGUCACUAUCCCUCUGAGGUGAGGGAGCUUAGAGCCAGAGCACACAGCAGUGAGUUCCAGAAGAACCUAAGGCCCAUGUCUGGUUAACUGAGAUCAAAUAGGCACAGCCCUAGACUUAGGAAAAUCAGAAGGUCCUGAUUCUUAAGAUAUGAAGAGAGGAUGGGGUUUUAGGUCAGGAAUUGGUAGGAAACAGCAGUGGCCCUUACCCUGCUGGACAUUAGAAUCAUCUGUGUGUAUCAGACUCCUGGUCUCUUCUGAAAAAUUUUGUGAUUUCAGAUGUGCAUACCUGUAAUCCCCAGCACUUGGAGGCUGAGGCAGGAGGAUCACAGUGAGUUUGAGGCCAGCCUAAACUACAUAAUGAGAUCUUACCUCAAAAAACCAAAACAAUUUCACGAUGCCAGGGCUUCUGAGCAUUUCUCAAUCAGGUGUCAGUGGUCAGAAGGAAUCACAAGUUCUGAUGGAGAGGGAAGGAAAUGAUGUUAUCAAAGAAAGCCAAGCUUGAAACUUCUGGUUUUGGAAAGGGAUGAGAAAGCGCACCUGAAAGUAGCUGAAAGGCCGGGUUCAGUCCCACUGUACCCAGCCCUCCCCAUAGUCAGUGCUCUGUCCACACCUUCAGGUUCUGGAAGCCAGAGGCAAGUGAGUCUCAGGUCUCCGCCUCUGCCUGCCCGCCAGAGCCUGGUCCUCACAUUUGCAAUCCAUAGACCCACCCAGGAGAACUCACCCCUUUCUCUGACCACAAAGAAAAUCUUGGAAUGAGAGUUGCUUUUGAUGAGGUUGUUAGGGGAUUCUCACAAGCUACUUGUAGUCCAUGGAUAUAUGUAAGCUAGUAAUGUGACAGUCAUGAUACUUACCGAUGGUUAUUAGCAUUUAUUGCUUUUAGGAAGAUACUCUUGCCUUUAAGGAGCUGGUGCUAUAACCUGAGGAAGGUGCUUGCUUUACUGGGUAAAGUCAUCAGAAACAUCCAUCUGCCACACACUGGGCACCCAUCUCCUAAGCUUGGUCUGAAUUUCUAAAAUGUAGAAAAGAAGACUGACCUGGGGCCAUGGUAACAGGAGACUGCUGAGUGUCAGAGUGGGAGGGUCUAGGGCCGGGGAUUUAGCUCAGUGGUUUCACUGCCUGCACAAGGACCCCAGUUCGAUCCCCAGUACCAAAAAAAAAAAAAAGAAUGGGAGGGUCUGAGGGGACACAAGCCACCCCCAUCCUGAGCUACUGUCCUGUAUGGGAUGCUUUGGAAGAAAGGCACAUCCCAAGCCAGGAGGCCCUGGGGGCACAGUGGCAUUAGACCCAAGCUUCUGUGAAGCCCCUGGCUGUGUCCCCAUCUCUGCCCCCUCUGCCCUCCCACGAGCUGCCUGACUGAAUCAGCCUUGGCAAAGCUCCUCAGGGCUGCAUAGAGGCUGUGGCCAGGGUGGCCACUGCUGGGGGGAGGGGUGGGGACUUAGCUGGGCACAUUCCAGUGUGGGCAGAUUGUUCAGUUGCAUGUUCAGGGCAUUUCUUACCCCGCUCCAAAAAAAAAAACCCAACUUACAUUCAUUGACGUUUAGUGUCUAGGUCCAGACCAGCAUUCCUGCACAAAGUGCUGAGGGCCCUUAAUGGAGGGCUCUGUGCCACAUGCAGGGAAGUUCUUGGAUAGUUUGAACACAGCCCCCCAACCUCUGUCGUGUCCAGUGGUGGAAGACCUGAAAUAUUCCUGGGGAAGGGGGUUGAGUGUCCCUAAAUACUCCAAAUAUGGUCUAGGAAAAUUGAGGAGCUUGCUAUGAAAAUUCAGUAGAGCUUAUGGUGCUAUGCCUGUGGGUCCCACAGAACCCAGGUGCUGUGACCCAGGUAAGGUGAGUGUGCCCAUGUCAGGAGUGGCUGAGGGAUGGCACCCACAGGAGUCCCCACAGGGAUGUGUCUGAGUCUUUCGGGUUAGACCUCAGAAACCGACUAUGGAAUCUUGAGUAAGAUGUCAGCCUGUGGACUGUAGUCAGGGUCAUUUCUCUGUCCUCAGCUGUGAUGGGAGGUGUCAGAGGAAGGUACCUCAUGCCCCCAUAUGCCCUCUAGUCAUUACCACAGCUGUAUGCUGCUCUGUGAUAAGGGUUUGGUCAGGGGCCAUGUGUGCUGGGGACGGGCUGGGCAGGCCUUUGAAGCAGUACACAGCCUGCCUGGAAGCCAGGGUUUGUGUCGUAGGGACCCCCCACCCCCCUUCCCCCACACACACCCCUAGCCGAGUUAGAACUGUCCUCUGGGUGAUCUCAGUUUGAUCCUUUCUACUCUGAGGCAGGCUGGGCCCACAUGGCCCCGCCCCAUCCUUGCUGGCUCCAGUUCUAGUCAAGUCGGAGCUGCAGUAGCUUGUGUUCCCGGCCACCCUCAUCAGUUAGGAAGUCUGCACUGUGGGCUGGGGCAGCCACAGCCUCUUCUACCUGGCAUCCACUGCCUGAAGCCCCUAGGCACGUGCUUCGGGGCCCUGAAGCCUCUUAAAGCCACCAGCAAGGCUUAGAAGACUGUGUCCUGGCCUGUGAACAGAGCCAGACUUCACACUGAGCAGCUGCAGUCGGGGAAAUCAGAGAAAGCGCCAUCCAGCCCCAGAUUCCGAGGGGCCUGCUGGGGACUCUCCUCUUCCUCUGGAGGGAAGACCCCGAGGCUGCUGGCUGGCACCAGCUCCUGGGCUGUAUGGGACUGGCAGCCGUUGCCCCCACGCUGUCCUCCGCCCUGCCAGGCAGAUAGGGCCGCUGUGCCCAGGAGCAUCCCCCCUCUGCCUGCUGUCCGGCAGCACCUCCUGGUCCGCCUUUCCUGGACUUGGUGGCCACCUCUACUAAUAGAAGGCCAUGUAGGCACCGCUCAGGCCUUUGCACACACCGCUGGGGACAGCUCCACUGCUCUCGGGGGACCCAGUGUACCACCAUGCCCCGGGGACUCGCCUGGCUGCACUAUCUUGGGAUCCUCCUUGGUGUGGCCUUGGGGACCGAGGGCCUGAAGGUGUGGCCUUUGACUCAGAAUAAGGGGUGCACUGCCACUGGCUACCUUCGGGACAAGCUGCAGUACAAGAACCGGCUUCAGUACAUGAAACACUACUUCCCCAUCAACUACAAGAUCAGCGUGCCUUAUGAGGGGGUGCUCAGAAUCGCUAACGUCAGCAGGCUGAGGAGGGCCCGGGUGAGUGAGCAGGAGCUGCGGUACCUGUGGGUCUUGGUGAGUCUCAGCACCACCGAGUCAGUGCAGGACGUGCUGCUAGAGGGCCACCCGUCCUGGAAGUACCUGGAGGAGGUGCAGACGCUGCUGAUGAACGUGUAUCGGGACCUCAGGGAUGUGGAGAUCGGCCCCAAGGUGGAAGCCGUGUUGUCGGUCCUCAGCACCCCAGGCCUGAGCCUGAAGCUGGUGAGGCCCAAAGCCCUGAUGGACAACUGCUUCCGGGUCAUGGAGCUGUUGUACUGCUCUUGCUGUAAACAAAGCCCCGUCCUAAACUGGCAGGACUGUGAGGUGCCAAGUCCUCAGGCUCACAGUCCAGAGCCCUUGUUGCAAUGUGCAGCCACCCACUUGUACCCUCCAACCUAGGCCUGGCCCCUGCCUGCCCGGCUCCCUGGGCCUAAGUGCUGCUGGGCCCCGGGGCUGAGGUCUCUGGGCCUGAGGCUCCUGUAUGUUGGUCGUGUGUGGGGAGACUUGAGUCCCAGGAGCUGGGCCAGGCCUGAGACUUCGGAGAAGCCCCCUGAGCUGGAGGUGGGCUCAGCGGUUUCUGCCUUCUGACCUGACUCCAUCUCCCGUGGAAUGGCAGGGGCUGGGGCCCCCGGCUGGGCUGCAGGUGGUGCUGAAGUCUCCUGUGGUCGCUGGAGCCGGAGCUGUGCUUCGAGGCGGCAGCAGAGAUGCAGGGACCACGUAGGACUCCAGGACUCACCGUGGCUUUCCAGCCAGGUGGCACUGAGGGCCAAGCCAAAAUGCCACAUCUUGCCACAGUGGAUGCUAUUCUCAUUUUUUUUCUAUUAAACACCCGCUGUUUUUGGUUUG
This is a messenger RNA of Heterocephalus glaber (naked mole-rat), 6375 nucleotides long. RefSeq names its product interleukin 34 (gene Il34). Lineage: Eukaryota; Metazoa; Chordata; Mammalia; Rodentia; Bathyergidae. Gene Ontology annotation, biological process: positive regulation of macrophage differentiation; positive regulation of cell population proliferation; positive regulation of protein phosphorylation. Gene Ontology annotation, molecular function: macrophage colony-stimulating factor receptor binding. The record is from RefSeq and is a predicted model, not a curated record.